Molecule: messenger RNA, 1828 nt
Organism: Salvelinus namaycush (lake trout)
Lineage: Eukaryota; Metazoa; Chordata; Actinopteri; Salmoniformes; Salmonidae
Exons: 3
Coding region: 227-832 (201 amino acids)
Biological process (GO): negative regulation of double-strand break repair via nonhomologous end joining; double-strand break repair via nonhomologous end joining
Cellular component (GO): nucleus; cytoplasm
Source: RefSeq, a predicted model, not a curated record
AUUGACGACGGGUUGGCAACGCACAUAAGGGGCCUUAAUACGAUACCAAUAUUGUAUUAUACCAUCUCCUCACAAGUAUAUCUUCCCAAUGGCUGCGGACGUAGCAAACCGGAAAAAAAAACAGAAGUUGUGAAAUGACAUCAAAUUCACGGAGUUAUGAUUUAAACACGGUAUUUUAGUCGUAUUUCUGUACUACUUUAAACUGAGCAUACAGUACAUCGUUGACAUGGCAGGAAAGCGGCGGAUACUACCGUCUUGGAUGGCGAGGAAGGAUGAGGACAGAGUGAAAGAUAAUGAGACACUGAAGAGGAUAACUUCAGGCAAGAGAACAAGGAGGAAACGAGUUGAAAGAGUGGCUUUCUACUGCAUGAAUGAAAAGGAGCUGGUGGAGGCAGCUGUCAGUUAUUUGAAUGAUUUUGGAGGUGGAGAAGAUGGAGCUAGUCAUGAUGACAAACAGGUGAAAAGUAGUGUGGUGGGCUGCUCUAUGAAUGCAAAAAACAACUGUGUCAGGGAGAAGAAGAGGAGGCUGUCUGAGUUGGACGUGGUGGCGGAGUCCUCAGACUCUGAUGCCCAGGAGAGGACGUAUGUCUCAGAAACGGACAUCGACAUAGCCGAGGAGGACACUCUACUGUACGCUCAAAACAACAACACUCACAAUAACAACACAGAGCAGGGACCUGAGGGUCAGAGUUCAGGACCAGGUCACGGUCACGACGAUGCUGAUGGUCAUGGGGAUUUGGCUCAGGGUGUUGAAGGAGCAGAGGACCGGUCACAGUCUCCCACAGCAGAUGAUGAUGCCCUCAGGCUUGUAAGGGAGAUAUUCUUCACCUGAUGAUAAACCACAGAACACUGAACUUUGAGAUGCUUUCCUUACAAACUGAGAUGGGGGGCUACACAGCGAGGUCAUGUAGACUAGAGUAUAUUAAAAAAUAGUCAAUGGGGGCAAAUGGGACCCAUAACAUUAAUGAUUUCCUUCUCAGCUAAUAGUGGGUUCUUGGUAUAUGUUAGUAAAUACAUCUCCAUUGAAAGCAUUUAUUAAUACAGGAUUAGGUUUCAUCUGUGAAGUGUUUAGGCACUAUGUCCUAGAAAAGGCCUUGGGCCUAAAAACUGGCUCACUAGGUGCAACUAAUGACGUGUACAAUAUUAGGCGCAACUGCGCAAGAUGGUUUCCCCUUUUAAGAACGACUGGGAUAUUCUAAAGGCACUUUUAUUGAUUUCAUUAAAAAAAAAAAAAAAGCUACAAUAUGUCACUUUUUUGGCGACUUGACCAAAUUCACAUAGAAAUUAGAGAAAUCUUGACCAUCAACAUACUCUUAUGGUAGGCUUAUGAUCAACAGGCAUGUCAUGCACUUCACAAUUUUAAAACAUUGUUGAUGAAUAAAUCAUGUACAUUUGAGACUUGUGAGCAAAAUUGGUGGUUUUAACUUAACCUACUUUACCUAAUAAUCAUUGUUAUCACACUAAUUUACUGGAACAUGACAGUUAGCCAAAAGGUAUGCAAUAUCUUUUUGAAUUACUUAGGCUAGUGGUUGAUUUAUUAAAAUGACUGUAGCAUUUUUGUUGUCAACAUUGCCGACCACAAUACAGUAGGACUAUAGUAGUAGUGGUCAAAGAGCAAAGUAUUUCUGUAUCAGAGUUCAUAUUGGAAACUUAAUUUGAUUUUAAAAUAUACAUCUAUGUUCAGAACAGAACACAAACAUGAAAACAGACUAAAUAAAAUUAUGAAUAGCAUGUUUUGAAAAACAUUAUAUAGACAUAGUCAUUUAAAAUGUACACCUUUUUGGUUGAUCAUGUUGAACACAUUGAAAAACUUUAAAUAAUCAAAUCA